This is a messenger RNA of Thalassophryne amazonica, 1727 nucleotides long. Its product is annotated as protein THEM6. The coding region runs from base 94 to 705 and encodes 203 amino acids. The transcript has 3 exons. NCBI's taxonomy places the organism in Eukaryota, Metazoa, Chordata, Actinopteri, Batrachoidiformes, Batrachoididae. The record is from RefSeq and is a predicted model, not a curated record.
GUUGUGUCGUCACACACCCGGAAAUCGUGUCUUUAUUCUACCGGCUUCUUGGAAGUUUCGUGGUACAGUAGCAUCGUCUUCUGGAACCACGAGAUGCUGUUGAUGCUGUUGCUGCUGGGUGCCCUCCUGCUCUUCUGCAAUCUGGAUGUGUGGUACUUCCUACGCGUGGCACAUGUGUUUUUACAGGCAUGGUUUCAACCACGAAUAUGCGACAUUCUAGCUGAGCAAAGUAUUGAGUGCAAGGUCCUUCCCAACGAUUUGGACUACAUGGGUCAUAUGAACAAUUCCCGAUACCUCAGGGAGUGCGACUUUGCUCGGUUCCACCAUUACGUAAGAAGCGGCAUUUUCAUGGCGUCACACAAACUAGGGGCCAAAAUGGUGGUAGGGGCAUCCACCAUCCGCUACCGGCGCUCUUUGGCCUUCCGUGAAGCUUUUGAGAUUCGGACCAAAGUCCUGGGAUGGGACGACAAGGCGUUUUACUUGGAGCAGCGCUUUGUCUCCAAGACAGACGGCUUUGUGUCUGCGAUCAUGCUGUGCAGGCAGAAUGUGGUGCGCAGCAGCCCGGACAACAUCAUCGAGUCUGUCUGCAAGGAAAAGGUUGAGUGCCCUGAAUUCUCAGAUGACCUCAAACACUGGAUCAACUUUAUUUCAGCCAACAGGCAGGCGCUGAGGGCAGAGAGUGGACUCGAAGACAAGAACAAGUAAAUCACUUUCAUCAUGACUGUAAAGCAUACACACCAUCUGCAGCACAAGCACCCACAAACACAUCAGCACACAGGAAAAUAUUCCGCUUGAAUUAUCGGUCUGUUUUAGUUCAUUCCGUUGAUAAACGUCAACAUGUGUAAGAUAGCUGAAACAUAAAAGCACUAUCGUGUACAGUAUGUACUGUACAGGUUUUCAUGCUUAUUUAGAAGUUGACUGAAUCGACUGGCUUAAUAAUUUUCACUUUCAUUUAGCAAAAUCCUUCCUUAAAAAUAAGCAUGUGGAACACAAGUUAACAUUCCACUUACCGGGAAGCAUGUUUUUAAAGUGUUUUUUUUUUUUUUGUGCCUGUUUCUCUUAAUUGGUUGUAGUUUCUAGUUAUAAGUAACAAAUAUAACUUCACAAAAAUGUAGCUUUAAUGAAAUACUUGAAUGACAUAUUCUUUGAGACUUUCCCCUCAGUAUUUUGCACAAGGUGUUUGAGUCUGCAAAUGGAAAUUCUAUUUAUCUUGAAGGGAAUAUUUUAUUGUUAUAGGUGUCUGUGUAAGUUCACUGGGGUUUUGAAGGUGCAUGAAUUUAAUGGACAGGCUGCUAUAUUGCUUCAAGAGAAACAAAAUGCUGUUAGGAGGCUGGAUGCAACAUACUGUAUGUAUUAUUCAUUUGUUUGUGCUUUCAAGUGGAUUACAUGUUGGGCAUUUCCAUGCGGAGGUUUUCAAUAUUGUCCUUUCCUGCGCAGAUAAGACAUUUUUGAAAGUUAAGUCUCGGGGAUGUGAUUUAGUUGCAGAAGUCCAAGGAAAACCAAAGCCUUUGGCUGGUGGUCCGGGGCCGGCCUGGGGCUGUAGAAGCUGAAGGGUACUAAAUGCUUUUAAAUACAUUCUCAUGCAUUUUAGAGCAAUAAAUUGAAGAAAUUUCACAGACACUUGAGAAAAAUUUGGGAAAUACAACAGUCGGAGUAUUUAUUGUCAGUCACAAAGUUACACAUCCUGACUGUCCAGUAAUAAUAUAAAUAGUCCCCAACAGUGGGCC